UCCCUUAAAAUCCUUUAUUUGUGUCGUCGGGAGAGACUGACUGAGGGAAUAAGAUGUUGAUAUUUUUUUUCAUGCUUGUCCCUCUCUUUAUUGUCCAGUCAAGAAGCAGUUCUCUUGAAUCUUGUGUCUGAUGAGUUCUCUGAGCCAAGUGGUAGAUCUAACUGGUCAAUUUAUUUCUCUACCUCUGUAAACUGAGAUUCAUUGUGGGAAAUUGAACUGUUACUGUUGUCCACAAGUGUGAACUGUACUUCAAGGGUGGUAUUAAGGUUGAAAAUUCUGAGACAGCAGUGAGGAUUUCAGACAACCAGACGGUCAUGGCAGACUCACAGUUAACAUUUGGUGGAGAAUCUGGCAUGAGAGAGGAAUGUGGUCUUUUUGGUAUUGUUGCAACAGGCACAUGGCCAUCAGAUAUCAAUUUGUCUCAUCUGAUUCAUCUUGGCUUGGUUGGUUUACAACAUAGAGGGCAAGAGAGUGCUGGCAUAGUCACAACAUCAGGUGACGCAGGGGACAAGUUUAUUACAAAGAAAGCUAUGGGUCUUGUAAACUCGUCAUUUACUGAAGAUGAUAUUAGGCAACUGAAAGGCAACCUUGGUAUAGGUCAUGUGAGGUACUCCACACAAGGUCUGUCAGAAGCAGCAAACAUACAGCCAUUUGUGGUUGAGAGUCUCCAUGGUCUAAUUGCUGUAGCUCAUAAUGGUGAGCUUGUUAAUGCACAGCAGCUGAGACAGAAGCUUCUGAGGCAUGGUGUUGGUUUAUCCAGUGGCUCGGACAGUGAGCUCAUCACACAGCUGCUCACUCACACUCCUGACUGUGGGGAGCCCAACGGGGCCAACUGGGUGGGCAGGAUAAAGAAGAUGAUGGAGCACACAGUGGCGUCAUAUUCUGUGGUCAUCAUGCACAAAGAUCACAUCUGGGCCGUCAGAGAUCCAUUUGGUAACAGACCGUUGUGCAUUGGAAAACUUCUCCCAGCUGAUGCUUUUACAGUUUUUGCUAAAGGAUCAGGAAAGAGAGAAACCGACCCCAAUGAGUGUGAUGCCUGGGUGGUCGCAUCAGAAUCCUGCACGUUUCAUCCCAUGGGCGCCAGAUAUGUCCGUGAUAUCUUACCAGGUGAAAUUGUUGAAGUGAAUAAAAACGGCAUUUUCUCCCGAUGCAUAGUUCCCAGACCUGAGGCAAAGCUGCCAGCGUUUUGUAUAUUUGAAUAUGUCUACUUUGCUCGUCCAGACACUGUGUUUGAAGGGCAAAUGGUGGCUGCUGUGAGACGUCGAUGUGGCCGAGAGCUGGCCAAGGAGUGGCCCAUUUCGGUGGAUCUGGUCAGCACUGUGCCCGAGUCAGCAACCCCAGCAGCAAUGGAGUAUGCCAAUACUUUGGGUAUUCCUUACAUGGAAGUCUUGUGCAAGAACAGAUAUGUUGGAAGAACAUUCAUUCAACCUUGCUCCAGACUCCGUAAGCUUGGGGUUGUGAAGAAAUUUGGACCUUUGGUAGAUAAUUUCAAUGGGAAACGCAUCGUUCUCAUAGAUGACUCCAUUGUUCGAGGAAACACCAUGGCUGCCAUUGUGGGUCUGCUCAAGCGUUGUGGAGCCAAAGAGGUUCAUAUCCGAGUGGCAUCUCCUCCAGUGAAGCACCCUUGUUACAUGGGAAUCAACAUACCAACGAAGGAAGAACUCAUCGCCAACAGAGUCCCUUUGGAGAACAUUGCUGAUGAGUUUGGAGCUGACAGUUUGAAAUACCUCUCUCUUGAUGGGCUGAAGAAAGCUGUGCGUGAAGGGAUUGCCAACAAUCAGGAGACUGGACAUUGUACUGCCUGCUUGAGUGGGGAAUAUCCUGUGGAAAAAAUUGAUUGGUAGAUGUGUGUGUGGCAGAAAAAGAACAAGAAUGUAGCGUAGCUUUCCUCAUUUCGAGUUACUCAUUUUUUUUAUUUUGUACUCCAAACUUAAAAAAAUUUUAGCCUUUUGUGGCUCUCGGUUCAGCUUUUUAAAAUUGAAUUAACAGUGUAUCAGAGCUAAUGUUUAUGUAUAUAUAUAUAAAACAUGUUUUGUUACAUAGUAUUGACUUAUGGUUUAUCUCUCUAAUAAAACUUGUGUCCAUCAAUUAAAAGAUUAAAGCACAUGCCAGUUUUUGUCUAGAAUGUGCUUUGAAAAGUCUCUGUAGGAACACAUGACAUGGGGCUGUGCGCUCAUGAGGAAAUGUAUAUUUCUGGAAAGUUCUGGCGCUGGAGAAAUUCAUCUUCAGUAAAUAUAUGACUUAUACUUUUAAAUGUUCAUGUGGUUUGUUGUUGUUUUUUAAAUGCUCAUGUUUUAAAAAAAAUGUUGUAUAUAUGUUAGGGGUCAGUGAAAAUGAGUAAUAAAGCUGAUUUGGUGAGAGGAGAAAGAAAAUUGCAUUUCGUCAGAUAAUGUGAACAUUUGCAUGUUUUCAAAAUUCAGUCCCGAUUUUUUUUUUGCUAUGGCAUGAUGAAAAAUUACUCCUUUUGUAUUCUUGAUAUAAAGUGAGAAUCUCUUACCAUUUUUUUUAGUACUUUACCAGUUCUCCGACUGUCUGCUAGUAGGAGUGAGUUUGUGCCAUUGUGUAUUCUUUCUUUCAAGCCAAAUGCUCUGCAGUAGCAAAUAUAUUUUUUAAAAUUGUUUUUAUGUGAAAGACAGCUCAUGGUAUUGCAUGUAGAUUUUGAAUAAGAAUACUGAUGUUGUCUUCAUCUAUCCAACAUCUCCUUUUGGUCUUCCUGCAUGGCUCUGUGUCGUUGUCAUAUUGUAGAAGGUGGAGGUCUUUGUGUAUUGUUCAGUGUUUCUUUCAAGAGUGGUUUUUCCAUGACGAGUUAUAAAGAUAGAAUGAAGAUACGAAGACUGUGUGCAUAGAAAUCUGUACAGUUUGGAAUUACAGUAGUACAUGAAAAAAAA
Aplysia californica (California sea hare) is the source of this 2888-nucleotide messenger RNA. Its product is annotated as amidophosphoribosyltransferase. Gene Ontology annotation, biological process: purine nucleobase biosynthetic process; purine nucleotide biosynthetic process. Gene Ontology annotation, molecular function: amidophosphoribosyltransferase activity. The transcript has 13 exons. The record is from RefSeq and is a predicted model, not a curated record. The coding region runs from base 315 to 1844 and encodes 509 amino acids. NCBI's taxonomy places the organism in Eukaryota, Metazoa, Mollusca, Gastropoda, Aplysiida, Aplysiidae.